UAUGGUACAUCAUAAGAUUGUUCUCUUCGCCCUGAUUUGUUUAGUUUCAGCAACUACAGUUACAAAGUAAGAUAUUGAUUAGUUAACUAAUAAAGUAAUUAAGGUGUAAUGGAUUCAUAUGUAAAUCCAGGACUGUAAUCUUCAAUAGAUGAAUUAACAUAAUCAAAGAUAGGACAUAUGGUUAUUGAUUUAGCUGAAGUUACUAUGAGAGUUACUGGAGCUGUAGAUUCAUUAGUAGAAGGAGUCAAAGCCUUUGGUCGUCAAAUUGAAGAAAGAUUGAAUUUAGAAAAUACACAAUGGGAAGUUGUUGAAAGUGAACAUAAUGCUAAAGUUAUUUCACUUAGUUCAUAAGCUAAUUAAGCUGAAUUUGAUAUUAAUAGAGAAAAGAAAGUAUUAAAUUCUGAAUUGAUUCCAAGACUUCAUGAAUUAGAUGAUGUAUUUAUUAUAAUCUUAAACAAAUUAAUAGAUCUUAUUAGGACUUAAAGCUAAAUAAACAGAUAAUGCAUAAUCAUUUAAAGAAGCUGAAGCUGCUAGAAAUUCAUAACAUGAUUCAUUUGUAUUAACAACAACUGAAUUUACAGAUGCAUUAAGAAAUAUUGAUGAAGCAUUAGAUUUAUUAACUGAUUUAUUUAAAAGUGGAGAAGUAAGAGCUGCAUUUAUUGAAAUUACAGAUGAAUAAAAACAUAAAGUUAAUAAAGCAUUAAGAUAAGUUAAAGCUAAUACUGAAAAUUUUGGUCAUUAAUAUUCUUCAUUUAUUUAAGCAUUAACUAAUUUAACUGAAGGAAUUAAUUUUAAAGAUAGAUAAGUUUUAAAGGAAAUGUGUGAUUUCUUAAAUAGUUUAAGAUUAAAUAUAUUUGAUGCUUUAACUAAAGCUUAUAAAGAUGAAGACAGUUAAAAAUAAUAAGAUGAAUUAAGAAGAUAAUAAUUAACAUCUGAAAAANGGGUUUCAUAUUAUAUAUAUUACUCUUAUAUACUCAAUAUUAUCAAUAAACUAUAAUUCAAAUUUUUACAUCUCCCCAAGAGAUUUUUUAUUUUUAUUCAAAUUAUACUCCUGAAUUUCACUUACUUCUAAUUGUACUCAAUUAUUAUACCUUAAUAACCCAUAAACUUCCAUUUUUAUAAACCUGAUUCCUAUCUAUCAUGA
This is a messenger RNA of Paramecium pentaurelia, 1144 nucleotides long. NCBI's taxonomy places the organism in Eukaryota, Ciliophora, Oligohymenophorea, Peniculida, Parameciidae. The record is from the annotation of a GenBank genome assembly.